CCCAGCCAGCAGAUCUGUCAUCAGGUGCUGGGUCCAGUGAGGCAGGAGUAGUUGAGACGGAGGCAGGGCAAGUCCAAGUCAGCAUGGAGGUAGGGAGAGGAGGCAUGGAGACAUGUAGAGGAGACACAGAGGCAGGGAGAGUUCAAGACAACACAGAGGCAGCAAGUGGAGACACAGAGGCAGGAGGAGUCGGAGACCACACAGAGGCAGGGAGAGGAGACACAGAGGCAGGGGCAUCAGUGGCAGGACAGAAAGUGCAGUGCUACAAGUGCAACCAGCUUGUGGAGGGAGACAAAUUUUCAGAGCACCUGUCUGACCACCAUGUGGAGGAGAUGUGUGACACCUGUGGGGCCAAGGUGCAGGGUACUCUUGGUCUUUUGAAUCACAUCCAAACGGCUCACCAUACAGCAUUUAUUGUGCCAUCACCGCAAAAGCCACCCCCGAAAAACUACAAAAGCACUACCACCACAAAAGUUCUACCAUCAAAGACAACGCCAUCUCUGCUCCCUCCUUCAAGUAGCUCUGCCACACCACACCACACUGCAACUCCACCAACUUCAAUCAAUUGGAAAGGUUUUCUUCCUGAGCAGUUUCGGAGAGUAGUCCAGGAAGCAGAUCAGGUGUGGAUUUCCAAAUGCCUAUAUGAGCCUACAGGCCAGCUGAAACAAAAAAUCCAAGCCUGCUGGUUUCACCCCCCACUGAAGCCCAAACCAUCUCCUCCUGAGCCUGGGUGGUACUACCGGCAGAGGAUGUUCAUCUGGGCACCAAUGAGGAUGUGGGGAAUUCUUUUAAAAUGCCCAAAAUGUUCCCGGAAAAUGAACAGCUCCGGGAUCUACAGAAAGAUAAGGGAGGUAAUUGAUGUGGAUAGCCGCUACUACCUAGUGGGAGGGGACUAUCCACGUUGCAGCAAGUGCUCUCAGCCGGUCUGCCCAUGGAGCCAGGAUAUGCUCUCCCAGGUGGAUGUGGCACACAGGAGCAUGUUCCCCGCUGUCCUCACAACACAGCUGGCUCUGGACAGGAAAUGCAUGACUUUCCUGAAGCCUAGGACCAUUGGUAACAGUUCCUCCUACUUCCAGUCUGCAAUAGAGGAAGCGCACAGCGAGGAGUGGGCUCGGCAGACCAUCCGCUACCUCUCAGACUGUGAGCGUCAUAGUAAGAUGGCUACCUUCGUACCCUCUGCAGCUGUAUAUCUUCCUCCACCACCCUUCAGGCCCCUUCCACUUGCUCAAUGGUUUGAGACGGUCCAUUCCAAUGAAAUCCUCAGCCAUGUGGAUGAAAUGAAGGGAGUGAUCACUUCUACCUAUGGUAGAAUUCUUAAAAUGGAUUCAACAAAGAAGAUCACCAAAAAGCUGGCUGGCGAGAUCGGGGACAGUGCUGCAUGGAUGACAAACAUCGGCAACGAGUUUGGCCAGGUGUUGAACUCUGUUCUGACGACGGGUGAAGGUGCAGGGUUGGAAGAGUUGUGCCAAGGCAUCGUCACUCGGUACAAGAAUGCGGGCCAAGCUGAACCUGAGGUCAUCUAUGUCGACCGGGAUUGCUGCAGCCAGUCAGGUGUGUCUUCAGUGGCUAAGCUCUUUCACCCAUGGAGGUCUGCAGUGCGCUUAGACAGCUUCCAUUUCAUGAGACGCUUUAACUGCGGCCUCACUACAGAACACCACCCUCUCUAUGGCACCUUUUGUGCCAAGCUUUCCUCCUGCGUUUUUGAAUGGGACCAGGAGGAUGUGCAACGCCUGAAGGAGGCCAAGAGAGCAGAGUGGAAGAGCAGCCACAGCGGACAUACUCCCACUGAAGAACAGCUCAUGGCCACUAUCAGCCCAGGGGAAUUAAAGAGACACUGCAGGAGGAGAACGCGUGGAGUGGAGGAGAUGCGGAGCAUGAUUUCAGGGCUGCUGGAAUCAGUAUGGGAGCUGACAGACACCACAGGGCUGCGUCUGGUGAGCCAUGACAGCAUGCGCCACGUGUGGAAAGUGCAGCAGAAGCACCUGGAGUGCCUCCAAGACCCUGCAGGUGUUGCACUGUACACAAAGGUGGGGACACUCCAAAAGGGCGGCAAAGAGCUGGACAUCCUUAGGUGUGGUAGGGGGUCCUCCUCCCUGGAGAGUUUUCACCGACAUCAGUGUGCUUUUAUUCCAGGCUGGAGGUGCAAUGCUGUACAUAUGCAAAUGUACAUGCUCGAGGGGGCAUCAAGAUGGAACAUGGGUCGGGCUAAGGAGGCAGUAGAUGUGGAGGGGGCCUCGUCCCUAAGAAGCUUUGAUGUUCGCUUGAUUUCCCACCUUAACAACUUAAGCCAGCGCGUCCAUGGUUGUGAUCUGGUGCCAGAGAUCACCCCACCUGGGAAACCUACUGGUGAGCGUAUAGCAGUGGAAUAUUUAUUGGCCCAGACCAACAGAGGUGACCUGCUGGCUCCAUCACAGGUCUCCGAAAUCCCCUCGCAGGUGCUUGAGGAGGAGGAGGAUGAACCAGAUGACACCAUCAGCAUGCCUGACAUUGUCUUCCAUUCAGCUGAGAUAGGGGCUGGUGAUCCUCCAAGUGCUGUGGAGGGUGACACUGAACCCGGACCCCUCAUCACAGAGACCAGCCAAUGUGACUCGAGGGGCGUUGUGGGAUGGGAGGCAGUUGAUGCCCUUGCAGCCUACCUAGUUGACUUGAAUCGCACCAUCACCGCCUUGUCAGCCAAGGAGGCGGCAUACAUAGUCAACCUGUACACAGCUCUCCAUGCCAUGGACAAAAAACCUUUAAGGUACACCCAGAAGGCUAAGAAAAAAGCACAUGCAUCAGGAGGACCAUGGAGAGCACCCAGGAAGCCGAGUGGCUCUGCUCCUGGACAGCAGGCGGCAGAGAGACUAUACAUGAUUCACGGCCAAGCAGCCCAGGACCCCGGAAUACAUAGGGUCAGUGACUGUGUUUGCCUCAGACUUGCAAAAGAGUUUGAGCAGUCAUGCAACAGGCCAAAGGACGCAAAGGGGAAAACCAUGCCCAUCCCUCAGUCCAUUGUCAGCGUCUACAGCCACAUCAAACAGCUGCUGGAGGACAGCAUGGUUGUCCUGAACCAGACGAAUCUGAGUCUGGUGCCGGUUAACAACACCACAGUAUCUUCAUGGCUGCUUAGGAGGGAUAAGAGGAAGGACAGGAACAUGCAGCUGCAAGGCACUGCACUUCCCAAACAGCUGUACCUGGCCAAGGAGCCUCUUCCUGCAGUGAACACACUUCCAGCUGCCCCUGUGCAACAUGCACAUGAACCUAUGACAUUUGAGGAGCCUGAAAACCAUGAGGGGGAAGCUUUCCCCCGCCAGCGCACACUAGCGGUAAGCAAGCCUGUGUUCUCUCCACCAUCUCCACCUCCCCAGUUCCCUCCACAAUUUGGGCCAGCGCCUCCAUUCCAGCAAACUCCUCAGUUGCAGCAUGCGCCUCCAUUUCCACAUGCUUCUCCAUUUCUGCAUGCUCCUCCAUAUCCCCAUGCACCUCCCUAUACACAUGCACCUCCAUAUCCCCAUUCACCUCCAUAUCCCCAUGCUCCUCCAUAUCCGCAUGCUCCUCCAUAUCCGCAUGCUCCUCCAUUUCCGCAUGCUCCUCCAUAUCCACAAGCUUCUCCAUUGCAGCAAGCUCCUACAGAGUGCCUUCCAUCCCAGCCAAGGCAACGUGCCUGGAGGCUGAAGAAAGCUGCCCAGGAGGAUGAGGAGCUAGUGUCAAGGGGGGAACCGCCACGGAAGAGGCUAACAAAAGAAAACUAUCACUACACCUGCAAGUUGUGUGGCCAGGAAAAAAUAAAACAACUGGACACACCCAGCUGA
Molecule: messenger RNA, 3791 nt
Organism: Paramisgurnus dabryanus
Lineage: Eukaryota; Metazoa; Chordata; Actinopteri; Cypriniformes; Cobitidae
Source: RefSeq, a predicted model, not a curated record